AAUGCUGUGCUGCUUUCUCUUGCCUCACAACUGAAGACAGGACACACCCUCCAAACAUCAGUAAAGGUCUGAGGCCUCAUUCUUACAAAGUUUACUGGAUACAGGAGUUGGAUGGCCAUGGACUCCUGGCUUGGAAUAAUUAUAUUUUCAGUUUUUUCCAUCUGCAAUUGGGCAUAUAAAAUGGAUACUCUGCCAAACAUCGAAAAUGAAGCUUUCAUCAAAGAGUGUGUUGACCUUCAUAACAAGUUUCGGUCACAAGUGAACCCCAAAGCCAGUAACAUGCUGCGUAUGAGCUGGGAUGCAGACUUGGCCAAGUCUUCUAAAGCCUGGGCAGAAAGGUGCGAGUUUGAACAUAAUGUUGAUUUGAGAAAUCCCAAAAAGUUGCACCCUACCUUUUCUUCAUUGGGAGAGAAUAUCUGGGUAGGCUCAGUUGGGGCAUUUUCUGAAGAAUCUGCCAUCAAGAUGUGGAAUGAUGAGGUCAAAAACUAUGAUUUCCAGACUCAGAAAUGUACUCAUGUGUGUGGCCAUUACACUCAGGUCGUUUGGGCAAAUAGUUACAAGGUUGGCUGUGCAGUUCAAUUUUGUCCACAACUUAAAAAGACUUCUAUUAGGAACGGAGCACUUUUUGUGUGUGAAUAUGGACCAGCAGGAAAUUAUGCUUAUACGCGACCAUACGAAGAGGGAAAACCCUGCAGUGCCUGCAAAGAGGAUACAUGUAUGAACCGUCUGUGUGCAAAUCCAAAACGUGAUGGAGCUUUAGAUAAGCUACAUGGGAAGGAGACUGUCAAACGUCAACGAAGUGUUUCUCUUGUUCUCAUCUUGGCGCCACUUUUGAUUAUACUGUCUAUCAUAUUGGCCAUUCUGAUAAAGCAUUAUUAUCCAAGGUAAACUAUUUCUAAGUAACUUUAAUCAAAAGAGGAUAUGGGACAAUAUUAUCCUUAAAAAUGUCUGAACCACAAAAGAUUUCUAAUUCAGAAAGGGAAAUGCAUUUCUGAAUAUUUUUAAAGAUCUAAAAAUGGGAGAAAUUGUAUUACUUGAUCACGUACAAAUUUAAACUGAGUUUUAAAUUAUUUUCUUUCCAACCACUUGGUGUCACAACAGAAACCCAACACCUCAGGGGAAAUGGAACAAAAUGUCCAACCCAGGGAGAGUUUUGAUAGGAGGUU
Vombatus ursinus (common wombat) is the source of this 1166-nucleotide messenger RNA. RefSeq names its product GLI pathogenesis related 1 (gene GLIPR1). NCBI's taxonomy places the organism in Eukaryota, Metazoa, Chordata, Mammalia, Diprotodontia, Vombatidae. Gene Ontology annotation, cellular component: extracellular region. The coding region runs from base 112 to 888 and encodes 258 amino acids. The record is from RefSeq and is a predicted model, not a curated record. The transcript has 6 exons.